GAAGACACCCCCCUGCAGGUGGGCACUGGUGAAAAUGGGGGAUACAAGAGACAUCUGUCCUCACCUGGAUUCCAUAGGAGAGGUGACCAGGGAUGAUCUGCUGCUCAAAUCCAAGGGGACUUGCCAGUCUUGUGGAGCUGUGGGACCAAAUCUCUGGGCUUGUCUUCAGAUUGGUUGUCCUUAUGUUGGUUGUGGGGAGUCCUUUGCUGACCACAGCACACUUCAUGCACAGGCCAAAAAGCACAACCUGACGGUGAAUCUGACCACUUUCCGUGUCUGGUGCUAUGCUUGUGAAAAGGAGGUGUUCUUGGACCAGCGCCUGGCAACGCACACGCAGUCACCGCCAGUGAAGUUCCCUGAACCGGAUUCUCCAUUGCCUGCUCACCCUUUGAAAGCUGUUCCAAUUGCAGUGGCUGAUGAAGGUGAAUCUGAAUCAGAGGAUGAUGAUUUGAAACCAAGAGGCCUUACUGGAAUGAAAAAUCUUGGGAACUCCUGCUACAUGAAUGCAGCCCUUCAGGCUCUCUCUAACUGCCCACCUCUCACACAGUUUUUUCUGGAAUGUGGUGGACUGGUCCGUACAGAUAAGAAACCAGCACUGUGUAAAAGUUACCAGAAGUUGGUGUCUGAGGUUUGGCAUAAGAAACGCCCGAGUUAUGUUGUUCCAAGCAGUCUGUCCCAUGGAAUUAAACUUGUCAACCCCAUGUUCCGAGGCUAUGCACAGCAGGACACUCAGGAGUUCCUGCGGUGCCUGAUGGAUCAGCUUCACGAAGAACUGAAGGAACCUGUUGUUGCAGAGAUGAGGGAUUUGGAUACCAGUGACCAGGACGACAAGCGAGAGGGUGACCGAAGUCCUUCGGAGGAUGAGUUCCUCUCCUGUGACUCGAGCAGUGACAGGGGUGAAGGAGAUGGUCAAAGUCGGACCACAGGGGCCUUGGGCAGCAGCACCCUGGCAGAGACAGAGUUGUUGAUCCAGGAUGAAGCAGGGAGAGGGAUCUCCGAGAAAGAGAGGAUGAAGGACAGAAAGUUCUCCUGUGGCCAUCGGCGCAGCAACUCAGAGCAGGUGGAUGAGGAUGCAGAUGUUGAUACUACUAUGAUGCCAGUUGAUGGUAGAACCUCACCGGAGAUGCUGCCAGCUCCCCGUCCUGCCAGCCCAUGUAGAACACCAGAACCUGACAAUGACGCCUACGUGCGUUGCUCCUCACGCCCCUGCAGUCCAGUCCAUCAUGAAAUGCACUCCAAGCUCUCUAGCAGUCCUCCUCGCUCCAGUCCUGCCAGGCUUGGACCUUCCUACGUACUCAAAAAAGCCCAGAUGCAGCCUUCUGGGAAAAAGAAGAAAGAACUUCGUUAUCGCAGUGUGAUUUCUGACAUCUUUGAUGGCUCCAUUCUCAGCCUGGUGCAGUGCCUCACCUGCGACAGAGUUUCUACAACAGUGGAGACAUUCCAGGACCUGUCACUCCCGAUCCCAGGGAAGGAGGACUUGGCCAAAUUGCACUCUGCCAUCUACCAAAACGUGCCAGCUAAGACAGGGGCGUGUGGGGACAACUAUGCCUCACAAGGCUGGAUUGCUUUCAUCAUGGAGUACAUCCGGAGAUUUGUGGUGUCCUGUAUCCCUAGCUGGUUUUGGGGUCCUGUUGUGACGCUGGAGGAUUGCCUCGCUGCCUUUUUUGCAGCAGACGAGUUGAAGGGGGACAACAUGUACAGUUGUGAACGGUGUAAAAAACUGCGGAACGGAGUGAAGUACUGCAAAGUCCUCCGGCUACCAGAGAUUCUUUGCAUCCACUUGAAACGGUUCCGGCAUGAAGUGAUGUAUUCCUUCAAGAUCAACAGCCACGUCUCCUUCCCCUUGGAAGGGCUGGAUCUGCGGCCUUUCCUAGCCAAGGAGUGUGUCUCCCAGAUCACCACCUACGAUCUCCUGUCAGUCAUCUGUCACCACGGCACAGCAGGCAGUGGGCAUUACAUAGCCUACUGCCAGAACGUGAUCAACGGCCAGUGGUACGAGUUUGAUGACCAGUAUGUCACUGAAGUCCACGAGACCGUGGUACAGAAUGCAGAAGCUUAUGUCUUGUUCUACAGGAAAAGCAGUGAAGAAGCUGUACGAGAGCGCCAGAAGGUUGUGUCCCUUGCCAGCAUGAAGGAGCACAGUUUACUCCAGUUCUACAUCUCUCGAGAGUGGCUCAAUAAGUUCAACACCUUUGCUGAGCCUGGUCCCAUCACCAAUCACACCUUCCUGUGCUCUCACGGAGGGAUCCCUCCCAAUAAAUACCACUACAUCGAUGACCUGGUUGUGAUUCUGCCCCAAAAUGUGUGGGAAUAUCUCUACAACAGGUUCGGGGGUGGCCCCGCCGUGAACCAUCUGUACGUGUGCUCCGUUUGCCAAGUGGAGAUCGAAGCACUUGCCAAGCGCAGGAGAAUCGAGAUCGACACCUUCAUCAAGCUGAACAAGGCUUUCCAGGCAGAGGAGUCUCCAAGUGUCAUCUACUGUAUCAGCAUGCAGUGGUUCCGGGAGUGGGAAGCCUUUGUCAAGGGGAAGGAUAACGAGCCUCCCGGACCAAUUGACAACAGCAAGAUUGCACUUGCAAAAGCAGGUGGCCACGUGCAAGUGAAGCAGGGUGCCGAUUAUGGGCAGAUUUCCGAGGAGACGUGGAUUUAUUUAAGCACACUGUACGGAGGGGGCCCGGAGAUUGCUAUCAGACAGAACCUGGCCCAGGUCCAAGAACUGGAAAACCUACACGGGGAGCAGAAGAUUGAAGCAGAGACCCGGGCUGUGUGAUCUGCGCGGGACGGGGCAGGGAAGCACAUUUUCAGAGAACAAAGCUGAAAGAGUCCCCCCUCCCCACGGCUUCCCACCACGUUCUUUCCGCUCUUGGCAGCUGUGGGGUGCAGCCCCCGGGUGGGACAUGAGCAGUUUAACCUGGGAGCUGGGGGACACGGGCUUUAGGGCUCCUGCUUCACAACCCCCUUCUCAGCCCGACCCCGCUGUAAACCUCGAGCUGUUCCACGUCCGUCCCGAGGAGUGAAGGGGCGCAGAGCCUGCCCAGAGGGGUCACCCUGGAUGGGGCUGAGCAGGCUCAGGGGCUGCUGGAGCAGUUUUUUUAGGAAGGAGCUGUUUUCUGCCGCUCCCCCUCCAUGCUGAGGUCAUUCCAGCUUCUCACCCCAGAUGUCGUUUGUGUACACAGUGGCUCAUUUAAUGAACAGAAAUAACUUGCUCCCCGAUCUGCUGCCACUACCACAGCCAAGGAGCAUCCAAGAGCAGGCAGUGGGGAGAGGAACAAAGGCCAAAAAGGCUCAACACUAAUUUGCUCAGCGGGGCUAUUCCUGAAAGCUCUUUGUUCACCUCGUAAGGCAGAAAGGCAAUAGUUAAAUCUUUAAUGGAAGCAGAGCAGGGCAGAGGCGGCCUCUCAGGGGUUGAGGAACCAAACCUCGAUUCCACGGGGCUGGAACCUGACUGAUUCCACAGGGUCAACCCUGGCCGUGGUGGUACCAGGCGCAGCACAGGUACGCAGCUCCCCACGUAAAACAGGACGGGGUGGGAGGGGAAGGUGGUUCUCUGACAUAGAGAUAGAAGGGGGGACAGGGUGUAGGACAGGAGAGUUUGAAAAUACAAAUGUGGCCUUCAGGUUUUUUUUUUUUUAGACCAAAUGUUUGCUGCAAACAGCAACUUCUUCUUUAAAAGUCUGUAAAUGGUUCAGCAUGUUCAUUUUACUAUGCUGUUCAUUGGCUGCUUGUAUAUACCCAGCCAGGCCCGAGGGGAGGUCAGAGAAUGAGCCACUGUUGGGAUUUCUCAUUGUUUUAAGCUGUCUUUGUUAAGCCACUGCAGCCGCCUUUGAAUCUGCUGCAGAGCCCGUAGGGCUGCAUGUCUGUGUUGUCCGUGCUGUUCCCAGGAUGCUGUACAGAUUGUAAUAACGCUCCUGUGCUUAAGUGUUACACCUUGUGCUGAAAUUGUGUUCCAAUAAAUACACCUGCAUUCAA
Messenger RNA from Athene cunicularia (burrowing owl), 3969 nucleotides. RefSeq names its product ubiquitin specific peptidase 20 (gene USP20). Gene Ontology annotation, molecular function: zinc ion binding; cysteine-type deubiquitinase activity. Gene Ontology annotation, biological process: protein deubiquitination. The record is from RefSeq and is a predicted model, not a curated record. Lineage: Eukaryota; Metazoa; Chordata; Aves; Strigiformes; Strigidae. The transcript is spliced from 24 exons. Bases 35 to 2770 code for a protein of 911 amino acids.